Symbiodinium necroappetens is the source of this 4074-nucleotide messenger RNA. The record is from the annotation of a GenBank genome assembly. NCBI's taxonomy places the organism in Eukaryota, Dinophyceae, Suessiales, Symbiodiniaceae.
AUGCGGGCGGCCAUCUCGAUGGCAUGGGCAUGGCCACAGUUCAUCCUGUGGCUGUGUCUCGCACGCUGCGGCGCGGAGCGGCCGGCGACUCACCUCGGCAUUCUCAGCACCAACAACGACGAGGCUGCUCCAACGACGAGCAUGAGGCAUUUCGUGUUCUCAGUGGCCUGGGUGUUCCAAAGCACUGGCUUCAAGGAGCUCGGGGCGCGUGCUCUAGGAGAUUACUGUGGCUGGCCUGGCAUCACUUGCCAUGGCAGCUGUGUGGUGUCCAUUGUGCUCGGAGAGGAUGCUCAUGGACAGCUACCAGAAUUGUGGCACUUCGGCAACCUGAUCGAAGUGGACAUUUCAUCAAUGGAUGUCUGGGGCGACCUCAAGGUUUUGGAAGAGUGCACACGCCUCAAGUUCUUGAAUCUGAGAGCUGAAGCAAUGCGGGGUGACAUUCGGGCGCUUGCUAACAUGAAGUGGCUUGAGCAGUUUUCUCUCCUUUCUCUUGAAGGGAUUGCUGCAAUCGAGGGUGACAUCCAUGUGCUUGCCAACAUGGAGUUGCUCCAGGAGGUGCAACUCAGCAAGACCAAAGUUUCUGGCGACAUCAAGGUUUUCAACGAGUGCAAACUCCUCAAGUACUUGUAUCUUGACGACGCUUCUGCAAUUGGUGGUGACAUCCAAGUCUUUGAGGCAUUGCCGGGCAUAAAAGCAUUAAAUCUCCAAGGAACACAAGUCUAUGGCGACAUCCAAGCCUUCCAGGGAUCGGCACAGCUGCACACUCUCGUACUCGCAAGCACGCAAGUGUAUGGUGACAUUAGGGCCUUCGAGGCCACUCACAAGUUGGAGUUGCUUCAGGAGGUGCAACUCAGCAAGACCAAAGUUUCUGGCGACAUCAAGGUUUUCAACGAGUGCAAAUUCCUCAAGUACUUGUAUCUUGACGACGCUUCUGCAAUUGGUGGUGACAUCCAAGUCUUUGAGGCAUUGCCGGGCAUGAAAGAAUUAAAUCUCCGAGGAACACAGGUCUAUGGCGACAUCCAAGCCUUCCAGGGAUCGGCACGGCUGCGCGCUCUUGAUCUCCAAGGCACACAAGUUUAUGGUGACAUAAGGGCCUUCGAGGCCACUCACAAGUUGGAGGAGCUGAUUCUCGAAGCAACUCGCAUUUCAGGUAACAUCCAGGCCUUUGAGAAGACCAAGCUUUUGGAAAAUCUAGCAUUGAGCCUCACAGAGGUUGAAGGCGAUAUCAGAGUCUUUAACACCACGCGGCACUUGCAAAAGCUGCGCUUGCUUUCCACGAAAGUGUGUGGAGAUAUCGUCGCCUUGCAGGGUGCCACGAGUCUCUCAGAGCUCUUCCUUAGAUCGACCAAUGUGCAGGGCGACAUUGAGGCACUUACUUCCACCUCAAGGUUGGAGCAAUUGUCGCUUGCCUCAAGCAAGGUUUCGGGAAAUGUGGACAUUUUCAAUUCUUCCAAAGUGACUGCCUUCCGCAACCUGUGGAAACUAGAGUUGGAUCACACAGACGUGGUUGGAAAUAUUUCCUUUAUCGGCUCUCUCGCUCAGCUGCUGGACGUGAAUCUCGCAGCAACCCGCAUCUCUGGCGACAUCGACGUUUUCAGCCGCAACAAGCGACUCAAAUUUGUUCGUUGUCAAAGCACACAAGUGAAGGGGGAUAUCCGAAGCUUUGAGGACCUUCCGCACCUGACUGAAGUGGACAUGUCCUUCACCAACAUCACUGGAGAUGUCACAGUCUUUGCUCACAAGAUGUCCCUUCACACAUUGAAGCUUGCGUCGACUGGGAUCUUCGGUGACAUCGAAGAUUUGGUCUCGGGGGACAAUGCUUUUGAGGUUCUGGAGCUUUCCUCCACUUCAGUCGUUGGAAACAUCUGGGUGUUUCAACAUGCCUUGUCUCUUCGGGAGAUCUACCUUGAAGAUACCCAGGUGACCGGAAGUAUGGACGGCAUCUUACACUGGGAAAAGGUUAACACGUCGCUGGCGUGGCUGCUGCAAGGAGCUGCGCACUUUGAGGCUUUCGGACCCGAACUCAGUAGCCGUCAAGCAUUACACUUGCGAAGCAGUGCGGUAACGACCUGGAUCCACGUUGCAGAUUUUUUGAAACGGCUACACCUCCCGACGCUUGUUGCUAAGGGCAGUGAAGUUCGGUUCAUCCCUGCUGGUGAAGAUCGGGUAGAUUUGCUGCAGCUACCGCAGUUCUUGCACCCGGAAGAGGCGUCGCUUCAGUUACUUCCUGCAUUGACAACACUGGAGGUGUCGGGUUGCCAAUUGCAGGGGCCAGUGUCCGAUCUGCUACUUCCGCUCGCAUUCUGCGAGCAUUUGGGCAGUGUUCUGGCCAGAGAGUCCGGGCUAACCGGAGACCUUCCAACCACUGACCCGUCUUGGACUUGUCCGGGUGCAGCCAUCCCACACGCGUUGCACUCAAUAGGCUUGUCCUCGAACAAGCAGCGUCUCCAGCUGGCGGAGAAUGUGCUAACCAAAGCUUGCCGUGCAAAAGUGUUGAUUGAUCUGAAGCACACUUGGUUGGACAACCCUUCCUUGGACGAGAUACGCAAGUUGGUUGCAAAAGGUACAGUGAAUCUGAGCGAGCGACGAGUAUUCCUGCGUGAAUCGGAAGGCUACAACUGCGUUGACAUCGACAGGAGCAGCACCACACUUGAAGUGACGCCAUCCAAAAUCCUGCCGCAUGAGUGGUGCACCUGUCUACAAGGCUGGUUCGGUGCGGGGACCGACUGCAAGGAAUGUCCCGAGGAUUUUUUCAGCGACGAGCUAAACUCGUCGAGUUGCAGCCACUGCCCGGCGCACACCAACAGCUCCAAACGGUCCACUAGCGUGCACGACUGCCACUGUCAGGACCGCCAUUUGAAUUGCUCUGGCUACUCCAGCAAUGCGAGCACCGCGCAACCUCUCCUGGGCUACGCUCGUUUGGAACUGAAGGCUCACGAAGCGUUCCAGUGCCUGGACAAAAAGCGUUGCCCUGGCGAUGGUGGGGCUGCCUCGGGCCUUGGGUGUGGAAGUGGCUACGAUGGCCCACUGUGCACGGGCUGCCACAAGACAUUCUUCGCCGCAGGCAACUCUUGUCUCCCGUGCUCCAACAAACACCAGCAUCUACCCACCUGGCUGAUCCACGCCAUGGCCUCCGUCACGAUCGUGGCCUUGUUGUGGGCCGGCGUAGUGGCCGUCGCCUACUUGGUGUAUUCCUGGCAUCCCGGGCAGUGGCUUGAAGUGCAGUUGCAGACGUUGCGCCAGGCUGUAUUCGCUGAGGGAGUUGUUGGCUCCUUGCAGCAGAAGCUCCUCAAAAGCCAGGCGCCCGUCUUACUCCAGAUGUGUCAGCUGCUUUCUCAGGCUAAGAGGCUGUGGGUCGUCUUGGCCGUGUUGGCCAGCAACAAAGAGAAGGAAGGGGACGAGGCCUCUUCAAGCAGACUCUGGGAGCUGCCCUACAUGCAGACCUUGCAGUUUGCCAUUGGGAACUUGCAGGAGCUGCUCUACUUGCAAUGCUACCUUGGAGGCCCCCCGGUUCGGCUGGCCCUGGCCAUCCUCACGCCAGUGCUACCCCUGGCGCUGCUGCUUUGCAGCUCGGGCCUUGAGGUCUUCAGACGUGGAGCAGGAGUCAGCGCAGCGUUGAAGGUCCUACCGAUCUUUUUCAUCGGCGGAGCGUCAAAGUGCUUCGCCUUACGCAGCUGCCAGCGUUUUGAUGCAGGAGGCGAGCAACUCGAGAACUUCGCUUUUCUGAGGCAGCUGCCGGAUCUUCGUUGCGAGCAAGAUGUGGCCUGGGCCGACUCCUCGCCGGAGCAGAAGCUUGUAUCUUCAGUUUUCUGGCCUUGUGCCAUAUGCUACGGCAUCCUCAUUCCCUGCUUCCUCUUUUACCUCUACUUUCGCCAGCACGUGCUCCUGCGCUACAGCCGGGUCCCCCUUCAACUCAUGCAGGGCGGCAAGGAGCAGCACUUGGCAGUUGGCCUGCAGGACAGGAUGCUGGAGAGGCGCGUGGUGGCAGCUGCAGUGGCCUACAUUGCCAUGAUGCAGCAGGGCACCGUCAGAAUCCAACUCAGCGGCGGGAAGGGGAGACUUGGCGACGGCUAA